Batrachochytrium dendrobatidis JAM81 is the source of this 321-nucleotide messenger RNA. RefSeq lists its product as uncharacterized. Bases 1 to 321 code for a protein of 106 amino acids. The record is from RefSeq and is a predicted model, not a curated record. The transcript is spliced from 2 exons. NCBI's taxonomy places the organism in Eukaryota, Fungi, Chytridiomycota, Chytridiomycetes, Rhizophydiales.
AUGCAUGCAAGAUUCCUGGGAAAGCUGCAGUUUUUGCAAUCAACACUGAUGUCCACUUCAUCGCAACGAACUGCUUUAUCAUCAAGAAACACAUCCACUCUUCAACCAGAUCAACUACAAAAGAAACUCACAUGGACUCAGCGGUUUGGUCGUCCAUUGUCUAGCUUUAUGCUUUUUUCAUCCAUUGCUUUUAUCGCAUUAGAAAACCUACGACUCCAGUUUGAGCACCAUGCUAUGGAGGCUGAUGAUGCGAAUAGUUUGGACAUACUGCGUGCAGAGCAGCAAUCACUGCAGAACCAACUGGAUAAACUGACGCAAUAA